AUGUCGUGUAGUGCUAAAGAUUUUCCUGUUAUUUCUUAUGCAUUUGGUAGAACGCUUUUUCCAUGUCAAGUUAAUGGUAAAUUAAAUACGCUUGAAUUUUUAGAAGCCUGCAAAGGAGUUGUUAAUCUAGUCGGAAAAUUGGGUAGUGCCUUUUCACCUUUACACAACGACAUAUCUUGUAACAUAAGUAAAAUUAAAACUUGCUUUGAUCAAAAUCCAAAAAAAUAUUAUUAUAUUGAAGAUUUAAUUUUAUGUGAAAAGUCGAUAAAUAGAGAUGAGGCACUAGAUGCUCUUUUGUGGUUACGAAGAGCAUUACAUUUUACAUUAGUAUUUUUUCAAAACAUAAUUAAUGAUAGUAAAAAAUCAGAAGAUUUACAAGAACACAUGACAUCUGCAUACAUUCAAACAUUGCAACCAUAUCAUAAUUGGAUAACGAGAAAUUUAUUUAAGUUCUUCAAAAAUCUGAUGCCUAAAAGAUCGGUUUUGCUGUCUAAAAUGUCCGAAUGCAAUGGAGAAGAAAAACAGGAAAAUUUAAUUAAGUCGUUACAAGUUUAUUUUGAAAGUUUAAGUGAUAAUAUAACACAUAUAAAUUCAUUUUAUAAAAAACAUAAUUUGGAACCAAACAGCAAAACAUAA
Messenger RNA from Pediculus humanus corporis (human body louse), 636 nucleotides. RefSeq names its product glycolipid transfer protein, putative. Gene Ontology annotation, molecular function: ceramide 1-phosphate transfer activity; ceramide 1-phosphate binding. Gene Ontology annotation, biological process: intermembrane lipid transfer; ceramide transport. Bases 1 to 636 code for a protein of 211 amino acids. NCBI's taxonomy places the organism in Eukaryota, Metazoa, Arthropoda, Insecta, Psocodea, Pediculidae. The transcript is spliced from 4 exons. Gene Ontology annotation, cellular component: cytoplasm; cytosol; membrane. The record is from RefSeq and is a predicted model, not a curated record.